AGUGCUGUUAUCAUUUCAAACAUUUAGUGUUCGAACAAAAAAGAUAACUGCCAGACGGAGUGCGGUGCUUCGAGCUGUGCAGCGUGGAUCAGCAGGAUGGCUAAGAAGGAGUUCCACAAGGUGUACAAUGCGCAGAGCAGGCACAGUCGUAUGCCCACACAGACACAGAUCCUGAUGGGCACGAUGGGGCUGGCGGCGUUAUUGCUACUAUUAGAGCUGUCCAUGCUGCGUGGAAGCGGCAUCCCCGACGACUACCUCCACACGGAGACGGAGGAGGGCAAGAGCUUCUACCCAGACGAGAUCUUGGAGUCUAAAUGGGCGGACAAGGCCAGCGAGGCUGACCUAGUGCACCUCAGUCUGCUUCACGAAGCCUGUCUCACUUACAAGGACAGCGUCGUGCCGUGGACCUACGGGCUCGAAGGCAAGGUGGCCAAGCCAAGUGUAUUAAUCGACAAGGACGACCCGGAUCUGCUCGAGAAGAUACGUCAGUGCCCCGAUGUGGACAUUUUCCUGCCGCUGGGCAUUCGAGGACAUGGAUACUGCGAAGAUUCCAUCGCCUACACGAAAUUUUUAGAGUCACGCAUGCUGCCAGCGUGGGCAAUCGAGAUGAAAUAUGUGGACAAGAAGACGGGAGAGACGUUCUCGUACCAUGAUUUGUGUCCAAAGACUCCUAUGAUUUUCUUGAACCACUACUGGGAUGGCAUCCCUGACUCACCGGACUGGCCAAAGUCCAAACCGUUGUAUCUGAUGCCGAAUAUUGAGAUGUACGAGCUCAAAGCGGAGCACUACUGGGGAGUGGAUGUUGUUCUGUGCAAGACAGCUAUCUGUGCGCGUCGGGUACAGAUGUGGUACCAGCAAGAAGGCAACCCGCGCAAUACGAAAGUGCUGUAUACAAGACAUACAUCAUCAGACGUCGCAACUUUGGCCAGAACGCGUCUUGGACACGACUCGAUCAAACCGAAAAACUGGUCGGACGUUCAGUUUAUUCAUGCAGUCGGCACCAGUGUGCAAAAAGGAACCAAACCUGUGUUGAACUGCUGGCUGACACGUCCUGAUUUCCCGCCAUUGCAUGUGUACAUGCACGAAGAUGUGUACAAUGGCAACCUGAAGAACCACUACGAGAAGAGGAUCCGAGGCACUCAAGUGAACAUGCACGUCGGUCGAGCCAGUGCUGAUGAAUUCGGUAAAAUGAUUGCCGAGAGCGCCUUCUUCAUGUGCACGAGUCUUCAGGAAGGCUACGGCCACUACAUCAACCAGGCGCGUGCCAGCGGCGCGGUUAUUAUAUCGACCGACUUGCCGCCUAUGAACGAGUUUUUAACUCCCGAGUCUGGUGUGUUAAUUCCGGUGAAACGCUGGGCUUUUCAAGAGCAGAUGCUUGGUGGGAGGUACAAUGGAGAACACGGUUUGAAGGACGUCGAGGGUUUCACAGCGGAUCUAGAUGGCGUUGGAGUAUGCAAAGCUGUUGAAAAGGUGCUAUCAAUGACCCCCACUGAGCGCGAGGCAAUGGCAGCGCGAGCCAAGAAACAAUACUUUAUCGACCUAAACUUUUUCGCAUCCAAGAUGAAGGAGCUGCGAGAGAUUGCACGCCGUGGCGAGGCACCUCGACUCCGCACAGGCGAGGAAGACACUGUUUAGCUCGGAGUGGACAGAAGAAGGAUGAAUGUAAAGAUCCCGCAGACGCUAUGACGGCGCGGAGGAAAGUUAGAGGGUGGUGAUCCAGCAAGAAAAUAUGUUUCCACAGCUAACGGCGCUGCAAGCUAAAUACUACAUGUACUUCGUACUACUUGACGUGCAUUGAGGUCUAGACUCGGCAAGCUGCCAAGAUACAAUAAACUCGUGUGCAAAGUACUUGCUGCUGCUUGCUAUAGGAUCAUGGAUAUAUACUCUGUAAUUUAUCUGUCGACGAAAUGGCGCACUUCGACAAGUUCGUCUUUUUCUACCC
This is a messenger RNA of Phytophthora nicotianae INRA-310, 1942 nucleotides long. RefSeq lists its product as hypothetical. Lineage: Eukaryota; Oomycota; Peronosporomycetes; Peronosporales; Peronosporaceae. The coding region runs from base 97 to 1635 and encodes 512 amino acids. The record is from RefSeq and is a predicted model, not a curated record. The transcript is spliced from 2 exons.